Messenger RNA from Rhipicephalus microplus (southern cattle tick), 5803 nucleotides. RefSeq lists its product as uncharacterized. The record is from RefSeq and is a predicted model, not a curated record. Gene Ontology annotation, molecular function: structural constituent of nuclear pore. Gene Ontology annotation, cellular component: nuclear pore. Lineage: Eukaryota; Metazoa; Arthropoda; Arachnida; Ixodida; Ixodidae. Gene Ontology annotation, biological process: RNA export from nucleus; protein import into nucleus.
CACAGUUCGCGCGUGUGUGUGUUUCACGAAGCGGUUCGCGGGACCAUCAAAACCGCUUCUCGUGAUUCAUGCAAGUUGGGAAGUGUGACAGUUUAUCUAAUUUUGUCUCUCCGUACUAGGAGGGCCAUUUGCCAUGGCAGGAAGACCCACCCGCCGUAAUGAUGAGAGGGAACAUAGGCUGAGACCUUACGAAAGACCCAGGUCUGUGCUGCAAACUAUGACAUCGGUAGUGCGUCACCUGCUGACACCCUCCUGGUUGAGUGAACCCUCAUCUGAGCCUGUCAUCGAUCAAAGACCAGAGCUUAUAAAUGGUGAGAGAGACUCGUCUGUUUGUAUGUCCCUGGGAUCCCCACCACGGUCGACGCGAGACUGUGCUGUGGGGCCGGACGGCGAGCCUAAUGAAGUGGCGCCUAGCCCCUCUGUGCCUGCGACGUUGCUUCCGGAGACGCCAUUGCAGCGACCCUCAGAACGACGUCAGGAGCGGCCACAGGAGCAGCCUUUGGAAAGAACGUUAGGAAGGUUAUUUGAGCAGCCAUCGGAAAGAUAUGAACAAUCACCGGUACGUUUAUCGGAACGGCUAUCCGAACGGUUGUCUGAACGGCCACUGGGACAGACCUUGAAGCGUACUUUGGAACGGUCUCCAGAGCAGCCCAGCGAGUGGGCAUUGCAACAGUCACAGCUGCGGCGAGGCGCUUCACCCAGCAACAGCAGUCGAACAAGUCUCGUUGGGUCACCUAGCUUCGUCAAGAGACAAAAAAUCUGGUUUGAAGAUAGCCCCAUAAAAUCGCCAUUCUACUCUGGUCAGACAACGUAUGGCGGAGCUGCGGCCCAGAAUAGGCUGCGAAUGUUGGCGACGUCACAGACUCCCACGGUCCCAGUCGUGGCCCGAGGUGUGAAGCCAGGAGGAGCAACUGUUGGGCUCAGCAACACUACUCGCCAGAUCUUGGCCUCCCUGGAGAAGAUGGCGACUCCUGUUACGGAGGCCAAGCGUGUGCCACUUAGGAGUAGAAUAGCAGACGGCCGAACUUGGACUCUUCUACACCACAGAGAUCCCCCGGCACCAACGCAGGGUGGGCCUCCGGUCAGGAGUGCAGCUAGGCCAUCUGUUCGAACUAUAGUGCCGCCUCGGACAGAAGCUUCCCGACUGGAGGUCGCUCGAAAGGAAAGCGCUGCUGCCGAAUCCUCAUGGGCUGAUUCUCUCAAAACAAAGGUGCUUCGGGCGGACACUGGCAAACCUGAAGUGCCUUCAGUUGAUGCUCCCAAGCAAUACCCUCUAAGGCUAACGGAGGCCCCCAGUGUUGAAACAAGCAGCGUGACUGUGGCUCCUACCGUCAAACCAAACUCAGUGGCUUCUGCUUGGGAACCUCCAUGUAGUAGAUCAGCAUCUGAUCGGGCGGCAGGAGGAGGAAAGAUGGUUCGUGUUAUCCACUCUGCCCACCCAGCACCACUGAAGAUGAGUGGCCCACCAUUGGAAUCAGAGGAAGAACUCCCCCCUCCGGUACCCCUUCCACCCAUCCAGAAGCUUCCUAAAUUCUCCUUCAACCUCAAUCCACCACAAACACAGCCAGUAACAACACCGACCACUAUCACAAGCAACAGCAGUGGCAAGACAAGUGGUGGAAGUAUCAGUUCUGGCCUUGUAAGCUCUAGCCCAAUCAACUCUAGCACCAUGAACUCUAGUGCCUUCAGCCCUAGUGCCGUCGGCCCUAGUGCCAUCAGCCCUAGUGCCGUCAGCACUAGUGCCUUCAGUUCUAGUGCCGUCAGCUCUGGCCCCACCAGCUCUGGCACCAUCAUCUCUGGAUCUGUCAGUUCUGGCAUUGUAAACACUGGCUUCUUAGGUACCAACCUUGUAAGCUCCAGCCAUGUCAGCUCCAGCCAUGUCAGCUCCAGCCCUAUCAGUUCAAGCCUUGUGAGCUCCAGCCUUGUCAGAUCUGGCCCAAUCAGCAGUAUCCCCACCAGCACCAACCCUGCUGGUGCACACUGUCGUGCUGAGUUCACAUUCAGCAAGCCAAAGCCAUUGGCUAGCGCUAGUGCUGCAUUGGUGGCACAAUCCCAGAGGGACCAGGUAUAUCAAUUCUCUGAGCCUUGGGGGCCGCGUGGUGACGAAAGACAGAAGGAGGGAACACUGAGUGACAAAACAGACCACAGUCACAAGAAACCCGGAGAAGCCAUUUUGACCAAGUCUGAGCCGAAUGUUAGUGUACCAGAGAGCAAGAAGUCUGGAGACACAAGAAAGCCCGGAAAUGCCACGGCCAAAAAUGACAAGGACAGCAGCAGUUCCACAAAAGGUGGCGGAGACCUGUGGGCACGUUUCAAGCCAGCUGCCGGAAGCUGGUCGUGUUCGGAGUGCAUGAUCACCAAUCCGGCCUCUGCAAGCCGCUGCCAAGCCUGCGAGACGCUGCGUCCCGGGUCCACUCCCAAACCAGCAGCACCAGCUCCUACUAGUGUCGCUUCAACCGUGCCUGCCCCUGUGGCCCCACCGCCUGCGAGUGUAGCUGCUGGCAACCUCCCCCCGUGGGAGUGCGGCACGUGCCUGGUGAGGAACGAGACCAGCGCAACUCGCUGCUGUGCGUGCGAGACUCCUCGGUCGUCAGCCAACAGUGCUACGGCCGGUGCUGCACCUUCCGCGGCGGCCAGUGGGUCCCUCUGGGAGUGCGACACGUGCCUGGUCAGGAACCAACCAUCGGCAGCACGUUGUUGCGCGUGCGAGAAUCCUCGGCCGUUGGCCAGCACUGCCUGCUCUUUCCUCGCGGCUGCUGCAGCAUUCAAUUUCAAGUUGCCUUCCUCCGAGUCCAGCGGUUUCGGUGGUGCGCCAUUUGCUGCGGCACCUGCGCAAUUCAAGUUUGGCAUACCUUCAUCGGGCACUGCGAAGCCAUCCGAGGCUGUUCCUUCUGUGGAGAGUGCAGGGAAACCUUUCAAGUUUGGCAUUACUAGCACUACCACUGUUACAAGUGCCCCUUCUUCUACAACUGCUGUGGCACCGAUGAAGGACUUCAAGUUUGGUUCGUCCUCGGAGGAACCAUCAAAGGCCAUCAAUUUUGGUUCGUCAGCUAGUGAAGCAUCAAAGGCAUUCAAGUUUGGCUCGAACACUGAAGAGCAAGCUACACCUUUCAAAUUUGGCACCACCACUAACGAGCCUGCAACAAAGUCAUUUAAGUUUGGCACAACGGCAUCUGAACGGCAGACAAAGUCAUUUACAUUUGGUGCUAGUUCAGAGGAGCCAACGAAGAAAGCCAAACCAAACACAACUACAGAAGAAGCAGCUAAGCUGUUCAACUUCGGUUCGUCCUCAGAGCAGCCCUCGAAGCCUCUGAAGUUUGGCUGCACCACAGACGAGCAAGCCAAGUUGCCUCAGACUGGAAGUGGCUCAGAAGCUUCUACAAAGUCUUUCAAGUUCAGUGCCAGCACAGAUGAGCCUGCCAAGCCAUCCCCAGUCGCCAACUCUGCAGAAGGUGCAUCGGGUGGCUUCAAACUCGGCCACAUGGCAGAGCCAAGCAAAGAAUUUACUUUUGGGUCCACUACUGUCAAGGAACCGGCAAAACCGUUUGCAUUUGGCACCACCCCUUCGACAGAGACAUCCACUGGAGGCUUCAAGUUUGGCGCCACUGCAGAGGAUUCUACGAAGAGUGUCAGGCCUGGUUCCUCCGAAGAACAGCAACCACCUGCAAAGACUUUCAAGUUCCUCAACCCAUCGGGUCCCACCGAACCGUCUAAGCUGUUUCAAUUUGGUGCCACUGUAGAGCCAACACCAAAAUUAGGUGCAACUGUCGACACUCCCACUAAGCCUUUCAGUUUCGGGACGCCUGCAACUACAGCAGGAGCAGCAGAGACAGCACCAAAGCAGUUUUUAUUUGGCUUGGCAGCAAAGCCCAGUGAAAUGUCAGCCCCCCCAGCGGCAGUGCAGCAGCCGUCUGUUGUGCAUCCGGGAGGCAGCCAGACUACCACUGCUGGACAACUGGCUGGCUUCCUAGCACCAGCUACUACCGCGCAUGCGGCCAUUUCCCUGCCGGCAGCAGCACCAACCAUGGAACCUGCUAAGCCGGCCUUUCCAAGUUCCCAGUUUGUCUUUGGCCAGAAGAGUGAUGCCAGCGCUGCGACAUUUUCAUUUGGCUCCCAGCCUGUGUCGCCAGCUUUUCCCCAACCUGCCAGCGGUGCAUCGACCCCUCUGCCAUCUUUUGGCACUCUGGCAAACAAGCCCCCAGAGCCACAUGUGGCAGCACAGCAGCCGGCAUUUGGCAUUGGGGCUUACACCCACACCUGCUUUUGGUGCCCUCAACCCUCUCAAGCCUGCUGCCGCACCUGCAGUAGCACCCACGGCCACCAGCAUGACAAGUGGCUUUGGUAUGCAACAGCAAACGCCUAGUACUGGAUUUGGGGUGCCUGCUGCAACUGUUCCCUCCCAGUCAACGUUCGUUUUUCGGCCACCGACAGCCGCACCACCAGUGACCUUCCAGUUUGGCAGCACUGGCCCAACCUCGGGUGGUGUCUUCCGCUUUGGAGCUCAGCCCAGCCAGCCGGCCACGUCUCUGCAGCAGCAGCCACAGCAACAGCAGCCAACCCUUGAACCUUUUGGCGCAGCCCCAUUUGGACAGACUCCCCCCAUGCAGUUCGGCAUGUCACCUUCACCACUUUUCCCCGGGCCGGAUUCCGAGAACCCAUUCAACGCCACCAGCGGCAGCGGCGGCACCACACAGCAGCGUCGCAUUCGCAAGGCCAUCCGACGAAAGCCCACACCGCGAUAGCUCUGAACUGUCUCUGGCUGCUGCCGCCAUACGCAUUAGCCGUGCCCUCAGGUCCUGCUGAAGCGCUGUGCCAGGGCCCGCACUAUGCUGCCUGGAAUCUCCUGGUGCUGCUGUAUGAGGGCCUCCACGGCACUGGCCGCCUGCAAGAUUUGACGUGUGGCAGAUGAUGCUGUAAAAAGUGGGAACGGCCUCGCACUGUGCCAGUACGGAACUUAACGGCACUGAAAAAAAAUUGCCCCACAAUUGGCCCGAUAUAAAAACUCAUUGGCAUUGUCAGUGAGCUAAGCUGAUUUGUUUAACUUAUAUGCCUGUUUACACAGUGUGGUGCUCAUCUCCCACUUUCACUUUUUUGCAUAGAUGUGGGAUUUGAUGCAUUUUUAUGUUGUUGUGAAGACUUCCAACAUGACGGGAAAUUCUAGUGCAGUUGUUAAGUUAAUUGUGAAAAUUUGGGACGAAAUGAUGCGAGAGCAGUGCUCCGAGAUGAAUGCAUUGAAUACUCUUAUCUGUACAGUUUAGUGUAGAUAAUUUUUAUUUGAAUUUCGCACCAGAAUUUCCCAGAACUGUUGGAGUAGCUGAACUUUUUUUAUUUGAAUGCUAGGAGCCCUUAAAGUGGAGGUAUGAAUGCAAUGGCAAGUUCAGCGUGCAUGUCGCAUAAGAUGCAGCAAACUGUAAUUUCAGUUGGUGCAAUUGCUCUUUGUCUAGCCAAUUAAUCGACGAAGCGUUGGGCCACUCACCUUGUGAGCGAGCUCCUGAGGUGAUGCAUUGGGGUCAAACGGAAUAGGAGGCCCAAUAAUGGUUCUGCAGCAAGGGUGUGAUGGUUAUAAGGGUCACCAAUUCAACUAUAGUAUUUCGCUAGGCAUUUACCUCAAUUUGACAGGAAACCCUCCGUAUAUUGGUACAAUGGGAAGCCUUGUCUUGUCAUAUAGCCACUUGAACAGACCUGUGCCAGCAGGAGAACACCCCCACCCCCCUUCAUUUAGAGGCCGUCCUGCAGAACGAUAUUGAUGCUCUCACAAUUUUCAAGACGUGCAAAUAAACAAACUUGUUCUGCAGUGCAAAAA